AUGACGAGAAACAAGAACAGACUCUAUAUUGCGGUCUACCCAAGUGGCCAGGGCACAGGAACAUAUCACUGGGCACUGCUAGUCGGACCAAAGAAGGAGACCGGGCCCGUCGCCGGACAACGGUUCCACGUCAAGAACCAACCCAUCGUCCCUCGUUGGUAUUACGACGCACACCCCACCCGAGAUGUCCGUGCCACUGCACAGCUCUUGGCCCGCGUCACGAUCGCGAAGAUCGUAGACGAGGAGCGCUUGAUCAACAUACUGGAAAGCGUCCCUGUCGACCCGCCGGACUGGGACGGCAAGAAGAAUGGCCGGGAGCCGAAGUGGACGUGCCGUGUUUGGGUCAUCGCCGCGUUGAAGGCAAUCCGGGCUAAUGGCGGGGCUGUUGGCACCAAUGUGCUUAAUGAUAUUGAAGGUCCGAACGGUAUUAUUGAGAAGACGAAGGCGUUCGUUGCCCGCCAGAUCCAGAAUAGGCGUUACGAUUCUGGUACGGAUGCAUUGGCGCCGAAGCCCUUGUUGGACUUGUUGAGUGGGAAGGAAAGCUAUGUUUGAAGCGUGCUGCCGGAGCGAGGCAAUUGUGGGGGAGAAAUUGAGGUCGGGUAGAUUGUGGAAUAUUACCUAGCUACUUCUUUCAGCAUACGUUUCCCCACCAGCGAAAUCGUACCCUUUCCAUCUUCAGCUCUUCCGGCAUGGGGUUGAGGAACUUUUCAACAUUAUCAUGCCAAAUCGGAUUGACGAGGUCGCUCGCGAUCUUCAAGGAGGUGUAUUCCCAAUAAUGAGGAUACCACCCCGCCAUUUCCCAGUCAAUGAUGCCCACUAUUUUGCCGUCGCGCACAAGGAUGUUCGAAGGAUUCAAGUCACCGUGCGUGAAGACCGAUGGAGGCCAAGGGCCUUCCUGCCUCGCAAUCAUGUCGUUCAGUUCCUCCACAUCCUUUGGAUCCAGGUCCGUAGACUCCCCUGGUUUCAGACCUUCCCUCAGCCAGUUGUGGAAAUCCUGGAUGGUUCUGAAGGGUCCAAACCGGACUGGCGGCGGGGCGCAGCUUUGUCGAAAAUCUUGGAGUGAACCACCAGUGCAGCUACCAACAGCAAAUUCGGUUGGCGGUGGCAGUGCCCGGAGUUGGUCGAGGUGCUGUCGCAGUUGGUCCAGCAGACUUGCCCUGGUUUGUUCGGAUGUUCGGCGCCAAAUUUUGCCCAAUUCUUCGCCUUGGAUUUUUUCCAUGACAAUGUAAGCCGUACCCUUGCGUUCAAAUGCACUCAGAACUUUAGGUGCGGGGAUGGUCGUGUGUUCGGCAAUGAACCUCAUCGUGGCCGCCUCGUCCAAGCGGACAUCGCGUCCGGUCUUGACUAUCAUGCGAUGCGUUAGAGUGUACGCAGCGCCCACAUGUGGUCGCUGUCGGUGUCGGAGAAUAGAACUGAUACGGCGAGACGUAGCGUUAAGUCGAAGAAGAGAUAUCGUGAGCAGCCGCCAGUAGAGUGUGUUAUUGACUUCAAAAUUUCCCACACCCGCUAACUCCCCUUUGCUGCCCGCGGCGUCUGGGAGGGCCAUCAAGACAGAGGACUAUGAAGAGUGUGUGGACAUGGCGGCCGCUCGGUUUCGACCCUGGUCCUGCAAGGGUUUGACUCGAGGUUGUGAGAUGAAUGGUGGAUGGAAAUGAUGAAUGUGAACACGCAGCACCACAGAUGAUGAAUGAGUGGAAGGUUGAUGAAUUGAGAAUCAAGUAGUGCUCGUCAC
Molecule: messenger RNA, 1732 nt
Organism: Diaporthe batatas
Lineage: Eukaryota; Fungi; Ascomycota; Sordariomycetes; Diaporthales; Diaporthaceae
Exons: 2
Coding region: 1-552 (183 amino acids)
Source: RefSeq, a predicted model, not a curated record